AUGUUAGCACGCCACGCUCGCAGGUUCUCAUUAGCCGGCGAGGUCAGCUCAUCCGUGUGGGAAGAAGAGAAGAAGAAAGGUCCAAUUUAUACCAGAGGAUUGUGGCCCAACACACUGGAGGUCCGUCAUUUUAAAGGUCGGGAUAAUGUGAUGGCUGACGCACUGUCUCAAGACCCUCAGUAUGCAGUGGAUGUGACUCUUGAUCCUGAUACAGCACAUCCUAAUCUCAUCCUGUCUGAUGAUGGGAAACAAGUAAAUGAUAGUGAUGUGAAGAAGAAACUCCCAGACAACCCAAAGAGAUUUAAAGAUUAUACAAAUGUGUUAGGAAAGCAGAGUUUGUCUUCAGGCAGAUUUUACUUUGAGGUUCAGGUUAAAGGGAAGACUAGAUGGAAUUUAGGAGUGGCCAGAGAGUCGAUCAACAGGAAGGGACUGAUGGUACUGAAGCCUGAGGAUGGUUACUGGGCUAUACUUAUGACAAGUAGAAAUGAGUACAGGGCUUGUGAAAACCAAUUAGUCUGUCUCUCUCUGAAGUCUCAGCCUCAGAAGGUGGGGGUGUUUGUGGAUUAUGAGGAGGGUCUGGUCUCCUUUUAUGACGUAGAUGCUGCAGCUCUUAUCUACUCCUUUACUGGCUGCUCCUUCACUGAGAAACUCUACCCAUACUUUGGUCCCUGUCCUAAUUAUGGUGGUAAGAACUCCGCCCCUAUGAUCAUCUGUCCUGUCAAUCACACUAAGUAAUCACCUGUAAGAGUAAAUAUAAGAAUUCAGUGUGUCUGAGCAUUGUAUAACUGUCAAAGUCACACAACUUUAUUCUCAUUUCUUGUUAAAAUCAAAGUUUACAAAGAAACCAAAAGUUUCAGUUUUGAGUUUUACUGCUAUUCUCUGCUCUUAGUAAUAGUAAACUGAAUAUGUUUGGUUUGGUUCUUGGAUAUUUUUUACCCUUUUCUGACCUUUUUUUAUGG
Scomber japonicus (chub mackerel) is the source of this 959-nucleotide messenger RNA. RefSeq names its product E3 ubiquitin-protein ligase TRIM21-like. The record is from RefSeq and is a predicted model, not a curated record. Bases 1 to 735 code for a protein of 244 amino acids. The transcript is spliced from 3 exons. Lineage: Eukaryota; Metazoa; Chordata; Actinopteri; Scombriformes; Scombridae. Gene Ontology annotation, molecular function: protein binding.